Messenger RNA from Opisthocomus hoazin, 821 nucleotides. The record is from RefSeq and is a predicted model, not a curated record. NCBI's taxonomy places the organism in Eukaryota, Metazoa, Chordata, Aves, Opisthocomiformes, Opisthocomidae.
GGGCGCCGGGCGCUGGGGCUGGAGGAGGCGGCGGCUCUGCGCCUGCGGGAUAACCGGGACCUGGCCGGCCGCGGGACGGCGUUUUCCCGUUCGUACCUGGCGCGGUGUUUCGAAGGCGCCCACCCGGCCCUGCCUGCCGAGGGGAGAGCAGCGCUCGUCGAUUUUCUCACCAGCCGGGAGCUUGUUUCGUACGUGGCGCGAAACCUGGCUGUGCAGGACCUGACGCUGUGCAGCGAGUUCCCCGUCCCGCCGGACGUGCUGCAGAGGACGUUCUUCGCCGUGAUAGGAGCCCUGCUCGACAGCAGCGGGCCCGAGAAGGCGGGGGUCUUUGUCAGGGAUUUUUUUAUUCCCCAGCUGAUUGGAAAAGACCUGUUUGAGAUCUGGGAAGUUAUAAAUCCUAUGGGCUUACUAGUGGAAGAGCUGACCAAGAGGAAUAUCUCUUCUCCAGAACCAAGAAUUACCAGGCAGCUGGGAGUCAGCACGGUUCUGCCACUGUACUUUGUUGGACUGUACUGUGAUAAGAAGAUUAUAGCUGAAGGUCCUGGUGAAACGCUGCUUGCUGCGGAGGAAGAAGCUGCCCGCGUGGCGCUGCGGAAGCUGUACGGCUAUACAGAGAACAGGAGACCUUGGGAUUACUCGAAACCCAAACAAGGACUGGCAGCUGAAAAGGCUGUCAGCAGUAACUAGAUAAAAGACAUUUCUGGUUUCUCUUAAGAAUUAGUGGCUUGCACGCAGAAUAUAGAUGUAUUUAGGAGAGCAAAAUUAAGUUCGGUUUUCUGAUCUUCACUGCUUGGAACUUUCAAAUUAAAUACAGUAUUGAA